Salpingoeca rosetta is the source of this 1449-nucleotide messenger RNA. RefSeq lists its product as uncharacterized. The coding region runs from base 92 to 1321 and encodes 409 amino acids. NCBI's taxonomy places the organism in Eukaryota, Choanoflagellata, Craspedida, Salpingoecidae. The record is from RefSeq and is a predicted model, not a curated record. The transcript is spliced from 2 exons.
CACACACACACACACACACACACACACACACAACCACUAUACAGGACCUUACAGACGCGCAAGCGUGGUCUUUUAGCGAGCUUGAGUCGUCAUGGCUGCGGGAGGUUUGAGGCUUGCGCUGGUGCUGCUCGGCAGCAUCUUCCUGAUUCUGGGAAUGUUCUCGCUCAUGCACUCAAGCACCACUGCGCAACGUGACCUCAGAGCCAUCGAGAGCAUCACGCAAGAACAGACACAUACACUAGCAGCUCCCACACGCGCGCCAACGGUUGUCACCAAGGCGCGGCCAUCCCACGCCGCGAGCCCAAGACGCAAAACCAGCACCAGCAGCAGCGCAGGCAGUUAUGCUAAGCUGGCGGCGGAGGGCGAGCUUCCCAUGGACCUGAGCCUAACGGGUGACGCAGCCGACUACAGGCAAGGAGAAAGAAACGCAGAUGCAGAAACAGCCACGGCCACCAACGGGGCUGACGACCGAGGUACGCGCGCCGAAACAUCUGCUGCUACGAGCGAAAUGGAGCCCACCGCCGAGGCCCAAGACUUGGAUGACCCAUUGGAGAAGUACAACAUCGCCCGCAACAAGGACUACCCGCCGCCCAAACUGAAGGGCGUGGAGGAGCUCAUCGACAUGGGCUACGAGAUCCCCAGGCUGAGCUUCGACUACGACGACUCUGCAGAAGCACGCGCGGCGCGGGCAAAGGAGAAGGUGUCCGAGCUGGUGAAGGAAGGGAUGCCGGAUAGCGUGGCACGCCUGCGGGCGCAGCUCUUUGAGCGAGAGCUUGCGGACCGCAAGGCGCGCGCAGAGCACACGCGGAACCGGGCCGUCGUGCGGCUGCGGCAGGAGGCCAAGCUGCAGAAGGAUGCAGAGGAGCGGGAGGCGCGGUUGGCGCUCAUGCAGGAGAAGCAGAAGCUUGUGGCGGAGAUGCUUGAGCGAGGACGGCAGCAGCGGGACGAGGAGGAGCGGCGGCGGGACGAGCGGCGGCGGGAACUCGAAGAGCGCACACAGAAGCAGAAGGAGGAGGCGGAACGCGUGCGGCUGAUGAAGGAGGAGAUGCGGCUGGCAGAGCUGCGACGGCAGCAGAAGGCAAACGAGCAGCGCAGGAUGGAGGAGAAGGAGGAAAAGGAGAAGGAGCGAAAGAUGCGGGAGCAGAAGCUUGAGGAGGAGCGGGAGGAGAAGCGACGACUGGUGGAGGAGUUUCAGGCACUGAGGCAGCAGCAGAUGGAGGAGAACAAGAGGCGCGCGCGAGAGGAGCGCCUGAGGGAGAUGGAGGACUCGGCAAAGAUGCGGGAGCAGCACAAGCAGCGGGUCGGGUUGGUACCCCGGUAACUAGAAAUAGUCAAGCAAGGAAGCAAGCAAGCAGGCUGUGUGUGUAUGCGUGUGUGUAUGUGUAUGUGUGUGUGUAUGUGUGUGUGCGUGUGUGCGUGUGUAUGUGUGUGUGUGUGUGCGCGUGUGUG